GUCUAGGGAGGGCGCUAGGUAGCGUUAUUGGUGGCUUUAUGAUUGACAACUUGGGAAGUCGAACGACGUACCAACUGUAUGCAGCUUUCUGCGCCUUCAUGGGCGUUUUGUAUGUAAUGUUGUACUACCUGUGGCUUCGCAAGAGAGACGGUGCUCUGGCAACUAGUGGAAAGGAAGAGAAAGUCAGAAACGGUGCUGAUAACAAGGACAUUGAGGACGACAAAACAACAGCGACCGAGAUGAUGUCACCGUUAGAGAAAAUGCGUGUGGCUUCUCCAACAGAUAUCGAAAUAGAUAAUAUUAUACUAAAAGAAGAAACUGUUGACAAGGACUUCCAUCGAAGGAGUUCCCCCACCACUACUCAUGAUAAGAAAGAAAGACCCCCGGUGGAGAAAACUGAAUAUAAGGGUUCAGACAACCCUGCCUUCCUCAAAACAGAUUAACACACACUUUCAUUGCAUAUACGACUGAUCUUUAUAUGGUGUUACGUUUGGUAUUCCAUAAAAUUUGUGUAUCAUAAUCAGAGUUAGGUAGUCUUAGGGCAUAUUUCACAAAUUAAAGCCACUUUGCCCCUAAAGAAGAAAGGUUCAUCUUUCGAAAGCGCUCAGGUUAUAGGGCUUCGUAUUUUUAUCUUUAAUUCAUUUUUGAACGUACGUGUUUUCCUAAAAUCGCAAUCUUCUUUUAACCCAGUAUACGUGUAGACAGGGACAAAAUGUUCCACAUUAUACGUGUAGACAGGGACAAAAUGUUCCACAUUAUACAAACAGACAAGGACAAAAUGUUGUACAUUAUACAUACAGACAGGGACAAAAUGCUGCACAUUAUACGUGUAAACAAGGACAAAAUGUUGCACAUUAUACAAACAGACAAGGACAAAAUGUUGCACAUUAUACGUGUAGACAGGGACAAAAUGUUGCACAUUAUACAUACAGACAGGGACAAAAUUUUGCACAUUAUACAAACAGACUAGGACAAAAUGUUGUACAUUAUACAUACAGACAGGGUCAAAUGCUGCACAUUAUACGUGUAAACAGGAACAAAAUGCUGCACAUUAUACGUGUAAACAGGGACAAAAUGUUGCACAUUAUGUAUACAGACAGGGACAAAAUGCUGCACAGUACAAAGGAUACAUAAGAAAAGUAAGUGCAACAAUAUGACUUGGAGAUACUAAACUUAAUAAUGAACACACAAUACUUUAUUUGUUGUUUAAAAAUAACUACGAUUUAACAAGCAGACCAAUUUAGUGACCACCACCGUUAAAACCAGCAUCUAAUAAACUCAGAAGUUCUGCCGGAAAAGAAGAACAGAAGAUAAGGAAAAAAAAAGAGUAGUUCUAAUGGUGUCUGAAGUCUGGUACCAACCUUUUUCUAAUAUGAUUAAUGCCUAAAAACUCCGAAUAAGUCAGGGGAACAAUGCUACUGUUACAUGGUGGUUAAACAGUUAUCGUUAUACAUAUUCGGUCAGUCUUUUACUAUCUCAAGCCAAUAUGGAAAAGUAUGUGAAUAAUGCACAAAGUGACUAUCUUGUAGCACUUCUGACAUCUUCCAUUCUCUGUCUUCCAAUCUUCAGUGUUUCAUUUUUGAACACUGCUGGUUACAGAAACUGUGAUUUUCAAAAAGGAAUCUCGUGGAUUUUUGCGAAGAAAAGGAAGUCUCUUAAGGACUGUUUCCGACACGUCAGUAAAUAUGUACCUGGUAUAACUAAUUAUAAAAUUUUAAGUUUUUGUUUUUCAUAUACUUGGAUUAUGUCACAUAAUUCUAGCUGUCAGGUAAAAUGAGUAUAGUGAAGAAAAAAGUAUAUUUGAUUUCAA
Messenger RNA from Limulus polyphemus (Atlantic horseshoe crab), 1810 nucleotides. RefSeq lists its product as uncharacterized. NCBI's taxonomy places the organism in Eukaryota, Metazoa, Arthropoda, Merostomata, Xiphosura, Limulidae. The transcript has 2 exons. The record is from RefSeq and is a predicted model, not a curated record. Bases 39 to 443 code for a protein of 134 amino acids.